UCUGGAGGAAGAUUACCAGAGGACUGUCGCUCUCCUAGAGAAGGAGUCCGUGUAUGACUAUGAUAAAAUGAUGAUCAAUGAGCCAGAGCGCAUCAAGGCAGAGUCUGACAAUUGGGUCAGAUGGACCCAUGAGAGAGUGAACAGCACCUUGGCAACGGCACUGACAGCUGCUGCUACCAAGCCAAAGUGGCUAAAGGAGCUGGUAAACCAGGCAGAAAAAAGGAUGGUGGUAUCUGUUCCUCAGGUGUCAGGUGGGCCUGCUCAAGAGGUUAGCAACACCAACAAGUCGUGUCUUAAUGAUGGCCUCCAGUCUCUGAGCUUCAGCAGCCAGAGAGCUGAACAGAUAAUUGUUCAGAAGCAGACAUUCCAGGGAAAGAUCGACACAAAGUUUGAGAAGAAGAUGGCACGUCUUGUGUCUGAGGCCACCAAAAAGGAGGAGAAGAUCAAAGCUGCCGAGAUGAAAAAGAGGAUGCAGCUGGAGGAGAAGACGAGGAAAGAGCUGGAUAGAAUACACAAGGCUGAGCUGAAGGAAAAGAAGAGGAAGGGGGCUAAGGAGAAGAAAGGAGCCGAACAACUGGAGAGGAAGAGGGCAAGACAGGAGGGGGCCGAGACCAGACAGACCAGAUGUUGUUUCUGCUGGAGGAAAUCUUCCAGUCCAAAGGACAAUGCUGAAGAACUCAAUUCUUAAAAAUGUUGAGCAUUAAAUCAAUAUGUUUCAAUC
This is a messenger RNA of Alosa alosa (allis shad), 721 nucleotides long. RefSeq names its product mitogen-activated protein kinase kinase kinase kinase 4-like. Lineage: Eukaryota; Metazoa; Chordata; Actinopteri; Clupeiformes; Clupeidae. The record is from RefSeq and is a predicted model, not a curated record. The transcript is spliced from 3 exons. The coding region runs from base 68 to 688 and encodes 206 amino acids.